CGUUAACCCUAAUUUCAAAGCAUCUUUCCUUAUAUAAAUCUCUCUCUCUCCCUCACCAUUACACAACACACACAAGCAUUUUCAAGGAUAUCAAAUCACAAUCCCAAGAAGAGCAAUAACAAGAGAAGAAGAAGUAGUUCAAGAAUUAAGGAAGAGAGCUUCUCCGUUAAAGUAUAGUGAGAGAAUAUGGAAGUCACCAAUGGGCUUAACCUUAAGGACACAGAGCUUCGUUUGGGAUUACCCGGAGCACAAGAAGAACAACAACUAGAACUUUCUUGCGUCAGAAGCAACAACAAGCGCAAGAACAACGACUCAACAGAAGAAUCUGCUCCUCCUCCUGCAAAAACACAAAUCGUUGGAUGGCCUCCAGUGAGAUCUAACCGUAAGAACAACAACAACAAAAACGUGAGUUAUGUGAAAGUGAGUAUGGACGGAGCUCCAUAUCUCCGUAAGAUAGAUCUCAAGAUGUACAAAAACUAUCCAGAGCUUCUCAAAGCACUAGAGAACAUGUUCAAGUUCACAGUAGGUGAAUAUUCCGAGAGAGAAGGCUACAAAGGAUCUGGAUUUGUACCUACUUAUGAAGACAAAGAUGGAGAUUGGAUGUUGGUCGGUGAUGUUCCAUGGGACAUGUUCUCUUCAUCUUGUCAAAAACUCAGAAUCAUGAAAGGAUCCGAAGCUCCUACUGCCUUAUGAUCCAUUGUCUCAAAACACCUUUUGGUCGAGGCAAAAACAAAUUCUACUUUGUUUAGAUAAAAAAAAGUUUGGUGUAAAGAAAGAAAAAGCAAUAGGGUUACAAAUACGUUAUAUAGAUGUAAACUAGCUUUGGUUAAUUCUGUAAAAGAUGAGUUUUGAUUAUACGAAGUUUAUAUGUAUGCUCAAGAUAUUUGAUACUAACAUAACCAAUAAAGUUUAGUAUUUGAUACUAACAUAAGUUUGGGACAUAGUG
Molecule: messenger RNA, 946 nt
Organism: Arabidopsis thaliana (thale cress)
Lineage: Eukaryota; Viridiplantae; Streptophyta; Magnoliopsida; Brassicales; Brassicaceae
Gene: IAA1
Product: indole-3-acetic acid inducible
Exons: 2
Coding region: 187-693 (168 amino acids)
Biological process (GO): regulation of DNA-templated transcription
Cellular component (GO): nucleus
Source: RefSeq, marked reviewed